Messenger RNA from Salvia splendens (bonfire salvia), 573 nucleotides. Its product is annotated as 3-ketoacyl-CoA synthase 11-like. The transcript has a single exon. Gene Ontology annotation, cellular component: membrane. Gene Ontology annotation, molecular function: acyltransferase activity, transferring groups other than amino-acyl groups. Gene Ontology annotation, biological process: fatty acid biosynthetic process. The record is from RefSeq and is a predicted model, not a curated record. NCBI's taxonomy places the organism in Eukaryota, Viridiplantae, Streptophyta, Magnoliopsida, Lamiales, Lamiaceae. The coding region runs from base 1 to 573 and encodes 190 amino acids.
AUGAAUUAUCCUUCACCUCAUGAAGCAGAGGUGGUGAUACAAUCACUCCGUAGUUAUAAGCAGAUGAAGAAAACCAGGGCCGGCUCUGGGGGCAGGCAACCCAGGCCACGGCCAGGGGCCCAGGAUGGACAGGGGCCCAAAAUUUUUUUGCGCUAUAUAACACACACAAUCACUCUGGACCUCAUGACCGUCGCGGGAGAGGCCCUCCAGACCAACAUCACCACCCUCGGGCCUCUCGUCCUCCCCAUGUCCGAGCAGCUCCUCUUCCUGGCAACACUCAUCGCGAAAAAGCUCCUAAAGAUGAAGGUCAAGCCCUACGUGCCCGACUUCAAGCUCGCGUUCGAGCACUUUUGCAUCCACACGGGCAGGCGGGGCGUGCUUGAUGAGCUCGAGAAGAAUCUGAAUUUAAGCAAGUGGGACAUGGAGCCUUCUAGAAUGACGUUGUAUAGGUUCGGGAACACGUCGAGCAGCUCGCUGUGGUACGUGCUGGGCCAGUAUGGGGCCUUGACAUCCAGCUUGGCCAAGGGCCCUUCAAAACACAGAGCCGGCGCUGAAGAAAACUCAUCUGUAUGA